This is a messenger RNA of Porites lobata, 840 nucleotides long. Lineage: Eukaryota; Metazoa; Cnidaria; Anthozoa; Scleractinia; Poritidae. The record is from the annotation of a GenBank genome assembly.
AUGAUUAUUUCUUUUUCCGAGUGCGUCAUCUUCUUUACCGUGUUUAUCACCGAGUGUGUUGCUAUAGUAACGGUGAACCUCCUUUGCAUCAUUCUUUUCAUAAAGAACAAAAGCCUUCGUACUCGCAGCAUGUACUUGGUCAUGAGCUUAACUGUGGCCGACUUGUUGGUUGGAAGUCUUUCCCGGAGUGUUAAUCUGUUUUAUGGCCAAAACCGUUAUUUUCCCUUUGUAAAAUUUUAUUCAUUAUCUUGGGAAGUUAUCAUUGCAAUUGAUUUUCUUAUCUGUUUAUUUCCUCUUGUCUCCGUGACAAACAUUUCUGUGAUUUCUUUAGAGCGAUUUCACGCCACGUUUCGUCCGUUUAGGCAUCGGCUCAUCAAGAGAUGGGUCUACGUGGUAGCAAUUGCUGUUAUCUGGGUUUUUCCUAUCAUUACAUCAGUCAUUAUAGGGAUAGAAAGGUUUCUGAUGACACACCACCUUUACUUGUUGGAAUCACCCUGUUGUUUAUGUUUAAUGGCUACCUUUGUUUCUUACACGUCCAUUCUGUUUAAGUUUCGUUUUGGAGCUCAUCCUCAGCGCCAUUGUGCAGCUGCUUUAAGACAAAGAAAAGUGACUGUCACAUUGUUUAUAACAACUUUAUUAUCUUUACUGCUGUGGCUACCAUUUACUAUAUUCCUUUUUGUUGGGUUGUCAGAUGCGGAUAUUUUUAAUUCCCUUUCUACCCGAGAAUUUUUUCGUUUGGUUUGUUUAUUGAAUUUUUUGCAUUAUGCAAACUCCCUUGUAAAUCCCAUUUUAUACACAGUCAGGAUGCCAGACUUUAAGAAAGCUCUGCUCUCAUUGUUC